Colletotrichum karsti is the source of this 1710-nucleotide messenger RNA. Its product is annotated as kelch domain-containing protein. Gene Ontology annotation, molecular function: protein binding. The record is from RefSeq and is a predicted model, not a curated record. NCBI's taxonomy places the organism in Eukaryota, Fungi, Ascomycota, Sordariomycetes, Glomerellales, Glomerellaceae. The transcript has a single exon. The coding region runs from base 1 to 1710 and encodes 569 amino acids.
AUGGAGUCCUUUGGAGCUCUCAAGCGUCGGACGACCGAAAUCCUCCAAUCCCUACCGCAGAAUAUGCCCAACAUGCCCAAUGUCAACGUGAAGAGGCCAUCGCUCUCCAGCGGCUCCGGACCCAAGCCCAUGAAGGGCACCUGGGAGAAGAUCGACGUCCCUCCUCUGGCUCGCUCGUCUCAUACCCUUAACGUCGUCAAUGGCAGCGCCUACGUCUUUGGCGGCGAGGUCAGCCCGCGCGAACCCGUCGACAACGAUGUCCACAUCAUUAGGCUGCCGUACAACAGCGCCGGUGCCGACUACUACAAGAUCAAGUCUGUCCCUCCGAAGCAGUACACCCCACCCUCCGACCCCGAGCCAGUCGCGAAGAAGGUCGAAGUGAAGGUGGAGGAACCGACCGUCGAGGAGAAGGCCGAGCAAAAGGAGCAGCUCCUUGACGAGGUGUCCCUCGCCUCACCGGGAGCCGGUCCUGCCGAUGAAGACAUCUCGGGCGAUGAGGAGAGCGCAGAGGUGGUCCAGGAUAAGGGCAAGGGCCCCGCCACUCCCGAGAAGGCCGCACUCGGUGAGGUUCCUCCCGCGCGCGUUGGUCACGCCAGCGCUGUCAUUGGCAGUCGCAUCUUCGUCUUCGGCGGUCGCGGCGGUCCCGAAAUGAUUCCUCUCGAAGAGGCCGGUCGCGUCUGGGUCUUCGACACCCGUACCAACACCUGGACUUACCUCGACCCUGUCCCUCCCGCGCCUGGCGUGACCAACUUACCCAUGCCCUCGCCGCGAUCCUACCACUCCGCCGCGGCUACCGACCGCCCUCGCGACUUCGCUCCGAAGCGCCCACGCCGUGCCCAAACCUGGAAGACUUGGGCCAUUGGCGACAGUUCCGAAGUUGGCAUUCCCCAAGCUCCCAUCGUCGGCCACCUCGCCGCCAACGCCGUUGACGAAGAGGAUGAGGGAUACGGUACUUUCUUCGUCCACGGCGGUUGCCUAGCGGGCGGCGAACGCACCAAUGAUCUUUGGGCUUUCGACGUCCGAAGCCGUGUGUGGAGUCAGCUUCCCUCCGCUCCUGGUCCGGCCCGCGGCGGCGCAGCCAUCUGCGUGAGCAAGAGCCGGUUGUUCCGCUUUGGUGGUUUCGACGGCAAGAGUGAGCUUGGAGGCCAACUGGACUUCAUUCAUCUCGAGAUGGACACCUUCGACGAUGGCGUUUCUAAGAGUGAAAUCGCCGUUCACGGCCGCGGUGGAUGGCAGAGCAUCGUCCAGGGUGCCAAGACGAGCGAGGAAGAAAUCCACCAGGUCCCCGGCCAAACAUGGCCCGGCAACCGCAGUGUGGCCGGCCUUGAGGCCGUGACCGUUGGCGGUGGACGUGAGUAUCUGCUGCUCAUCAUGGGCGAGCGGGAGCCGAGCCCGGACGGUCACUCCGGCGCCGGCGCCAUGUGGGACGAUGUGUGGGCAUUCCAAGUCCCGCCCCACGGCAUGACUGCCGCCAGCGUCCGGGAUGCCAUGUGGUCAACCAUGGGCUGGCAGACGGGCGAGGGUAAGUGGACGCGACUUACGACGGAGCCCUACGACGACGACAACGAUGAUGGCGAGCCGGCACCUCGAGGCUGGUUCGCGACGUCGCCGAUGGGAGAUGUCGAGGAGACCGGUGUUGUUGUUUGGGGAGGGCUGAGCUCGGAGAACAAGAGACUGCGCGACGGAUGGAUUUUGAGACUCCCAGAGUGA